CGCCGUGAAUCAUGUUAUGGUAAGAAGAGGUCUUGUUAACGGCUCUGAUACUCAUUUUUUGAGACCGUGGUACGUCGUAUCUGCCAUGCCGGAAAACAAAUCAGCCGAGAAACUAGUAUCAACGAGGACGAAGAGAAAUUGUGAAGUUGACCCAGUGGAGCGUUUGUCGAAAGUUCAUCUACCUCCACCGGCGAACCCUACAAAGCCACUCACACCAUUUUCGAUACGGGAUAUUUUGAACUCGAAAUCUCCAAGUAGGCGAUAUCAUCGAUGGUCGAAAGAAGCUGACCAUCACCAUGUAGCCGUACAGCCUUGUAGACCGCAUGGUAGCCGUCAUGUCACUGCCACAUCCAGCCAGAUGACUCCGGAUUCACCACUGGACGCUUUAGAAGAACUCACUCAAGAGACGUUCAAAGGACUGGAAGAAAACAUUAUCAAAACUGCCGAGGCAGCGAAAGAUGGAAAAAAAUCGCAUCUCAAUCUAUUCAGUCAACGCAAUUCUUCAUCUAGGAAAAAAAGAAAAUCUCGAACAGCUUUCACAAACCAACAGUUAUUCGAACUGGAAAGACGGUUUAUGUAUCAAAAAUACUUAUCGCCUGGAGAUCGAGACGAAAUAGCUUCGAGUUUAGGCCUAAGUAGUUCACAGGUUAUUACGUGGUUUCAGAACAGACGUGCGAAAUUGAAGAGGGACGUAGAGGAAUUGAAUAACGACCUAUCUGCUGCCAAAACACUGACCACAGAGAGUCACGAUGAUGACGACGAAGAUGAUGAUAAUGGCAGCGUUAAUGAUGGCGAAGAAGACAUUACAAUAGACGAAAGUUGCUCGGAUACAUCUAUGAAAUGAAUAAUAGUGAUGUGAUCAUGAACAUAUUUGGCAACCUCUUUUGAUAUUGAACUAUGACGACGAUAUAAUAUGUAUGUAAUCUCGCCUAGUUUGUAUAUUUUCGGAGAAGGAAAGAACAUAAAUGGCGGAAUUAACACACUUCCAUUGUUAAAUAACACAUGGCCCACUAAUUUUGUCUUUCCAGAACAAUUAAUUAUUUGAAUUCUUCUAAAGAGAAAUGAAAUAGAGGACAAUAUAAUGUGUUUUUUUUUACUAUGAGAAAUGAUAGACGGUGUCUAACUAACAAAAACGAGUGUUAUUUUGUAUAUAUUACGUAUACUCCGAAUAUUUGCAUUCGAUGUAGCAUGACGUCGUUUCGACGCCCUGGUUCCAUCCACUGCCUGGUUUAACCAGAUAUACGCUAUUUUCUCUAUGAUGGUCGUAGUACUAGAUUUAUCCAAAGUGACACCGUGAACUUGUUUGGACAUUUUGAAUACUGCUAUCGAGUACGUAUGUUACCUAUUGUGAUAAAUAUCCUUCACAACUUGGUUAGAUAAUAAAUGUUGGUUUUCUUUUAAAA
Messenger RNA from Saccoglossus kowalevskii, 1403 nucleotides. RefSeq names its product ladybird homeobox 1 (gene lbx1). The record is from RefSeq and is marked provisional. Gene Ontology annotation, biological process: regulation of transcription by RNA polymerase II. Gene Ontology annotation, molecular function: sequence-specific double-stranded DNA binding; DNA-binding transcription factor activity, RNA polymerase II-specific. Gene Ontology annotation, cellular component: nucleus. NCBI's taxonomy places the organism in Eukaryota, Metazoa, Hemichordata, Enteropneusta, Harrimaniidae.